Messenger RNA from Brassica oleracea var. oleracea, 400 nucleotides. RefSeq lists its product as uncharacterized. The transcript has a single exon. The record is from RefSeq and is a predicted model, not a curated record. Bases 41 to 277 code for a protein of 78 amino acids. NCBI's taxonomy places the organism in Eukaryota, Viridiplantae, Streptophyta, Magnoliopsida, Brassicales, Brassicaceae.
UCAAAAACCCAACAAAGACAAAUCUCUCUCUUCUCUCCUGAUGAAUUCGAUGUUCAGUGCCUUCGACGACAUGUCCGCAGAGAUUAUGGGGAAGAAAGUCACCGCAGCGUCUUAUGUCUGCAACCCCUCUCAAGCUGCUUCUUCCGGUGGUGGCGGUGGUCAAACUGUGUCUUUGCUGAAGAAAGACGAAAACGCUACCAGUUUGGCGAAGAAGCAACCGAGGUAUGCUCUGGAGCUCGACGGGAUUCAUUGCUUCGAGACCAUUGUUCGUUCUUGAUUCCAACCAAGAUUACACAUCUUUUUUUUUGUUCUAAUCCAUCAUGUAAAUACACUUUCCGGAAAAAAAAAAGAUUUAAAUUCUUAAUUAAAAUCAUCCUUUUGUGGUUGGUUCAUCUGUUUU